Molecule: messenger RNA, 2765 nt
Organism: Sceloporus undulatus (fence lizard)
Lineage: Eukaryota; Metazoa; Chordata; Lepidosauria; Squamata; Phrynosomatidae
Gene: FKBP6
Product: FKBP prolyl isomerase family member 6 (inactive)
Exons: 9
Coding region: 198-1244 (348 amino acids)
Molecular function (GO): protein binding; peptidyl-prolyl cis-trans isomerase activity
Source: RefSeq, a predicted model, not a curated record
ACCGCUUCAAACCAUUGCCCUCAAAGCCCUCUGGACACGUGUAAAGGGUAUUUUGUGUGAAUAGGCCAAUCCCCUCUCUGGGCCCUCAAUUGGCUGGAUUGAAAAGCGUGGGGCGCGUUAUCGAGGUUCGAUCCCGCGCCGAGGGAGGUUUGGGCGGGAAGUGCGGACGGUCACGCGCGCCCCAGAGGCAAAGAGGAAUGGAGGACGAGGAAGAAUGGCCCUCUUUAGAAAACGGGCGACGCAACGGCAUGGCCCCCCGGAGGGAGCCCGGCGGCGGAGGGGAAAGAGUAAGGGACCCCGCCGACGCCGCCGUGUCUCAUCUCCAAAGGAGUCAAUGGAUGCACGACAUCACAGGUGACGGUGGAGUGUUGAAGGAGGUCGUCCAUGCUGGCUGCGGUGAAACAGUUCCUCCUGAUGCAUCUGUAUUAAUGAAGUUUUCAGGGUAUUUAGAAUACAUGGACAGACCUUUUGACACAAACUGCUUCAGGAAGAAUCCUAAACUCAUGAAACUUGGCGAAGACAUUACACUCCGGGGUAUGGAAGUUGGACUUCUGACAAUGAAGAAAGGAGAGCUGGCGCGAUACCUGUUCAAGCCAGAUUAUGCUUUUGGAGUGAUGGGCUGCCCUCCCUUGAUCCCUCCCAAUGCCACAGUGAUGUUUGAAGUGGAGCUUUUGGGCUUCCUGGACUCUGCUGAAACUGACCAGUUUUUUGACCUAACUCCUGAGCAACAGGGCAGACUUCCACUCCAGAAAGUGUUGAAGGUUGCAGAAACAGAACGAGAGUUUGGAAAUUACCUCUUCCGUGAGAGACAUUUUAUGGAUGCUAAGGAAAGAUAUAAGCGGGCUUCUUCAAUUUUAAAUCAUGUGACUGCCAAAGAGGAUGAACAAGUGAAAGUUGAUUCUGCCAAGCUUCUUGUCUUCCUGAAUUUGUCAUUCACUUACUUAAAACUGAACCGCCCAUCCCGAGCACUCACCUAUGGAGAGAAGGCUUUAGAGCUAGAUGAGAAGAAUGCCAAAGCUCUCUUCAGGUGUGGUCAGGCAUGCCUCUCUCUGGCAGAAUAUGAGAAAGCUCGGGAUUUUCUGGUCAGAGCACAGAAAGAGCAGCCCUUCAAUCCAGAUAUUAACAGUGAGUUGAAGAAGCUGGCCAGCUAUUACAGAGAUUACAUGCUGAAGGAGAAGGAAAUGUGCUCCAGGAUGUUUGCCUCACUCAAUUCUCUACCAUCAGGAGCAGACUUGGAGUGGUGAAGAACAGAGAACCGGCUGUUGAAGAGAAGUCACACCAUAAACUGUUUCUCCUAUGCUCUCCAGGAGACUGGAGGAUUGGGCCCAACGAUCUCAUGACUCUUUAUUACUCAGAGGGCAAGUGAGAAGCUAACUCCUCCUUGGCACAACUUUUUGCUGGCUCCCUGCAGAUGGCUCUGCCCAGCUUUUCCUACUGCAUCACCCAAUGAGACAUGGUAACCAAGUUUAGAGGAUUGCAGAAGGAAAGGAAGGAUAAGCAGUUUAUCACUUUCCUCCUCUUCUCUGUUGAACAAAGAAACAGCUGAAGGGUAGUGUUACCUUGUGUUCACCUUUCCUGUCUACAUGGAAGGAAAAAAGCAGUGCUUGCUCAUUGUGUUCAUUCUUUGUAGGCCUGCAGCAAGUUUCGGUCCAUGGCGUUGCUUAUUGAGAGCAAGCAGCCUUAUGUGCCUCACCUCUCAGGACUGUGGACCAUGCUGGGUAACUCAUAGAAAAAACAGCCAGCAGAACCACCUGUUGGCUCAUCUGAAUUUUUGCCUUGGCCAGCAGUGAGGAGAGAGGAUUCUGUGUGUCCAGUAAACUAAAUUGUUUCUCCGAGUACCACCCUAAGAGAAAGGAUGAGGAAGAGGGAGCAGAACCGACUCCCUGCAACAACAGCUGCAGCCACUAUAAUAGUCCAACUUUCUCUUGACAGCAAGAGUUGGGCACAUGUUGGUUGCUGAUUGUCUACAACUGCCCUGCUGUCUAUCCCUCUGCAAGACUCUGCCUCUUCAUCUUGUCCCUUUGGGAAGUGCAGCAGAGAGGGGACUGAUCAGUUAGCCAUCAGUUUGUGCUGACUGAACAAAAUGAAGCGAGCACUGGGUCACUUGCCCCUUUGCAAGGGACAGAGGGAGAAAUGUGGAUUAGCUACUGCUUUGCCUGAUUGUUUGUCCUCUCAUUGUUGAGGAUUGGGCUUCUCAGUCUUGAUCCUCACUGUACUCAUAGGGAGAGUCCACUGUUCUUUCAGUGACCCAGCCAUCAAUGUUGCAUUGCCCAGCAAAACAUGUUUUCCAGCCAUUCUAGUGGGACCAGUCUUUGGUCUGGUAUCCAGAGGUGAGCAAAGAGAUGGCAAAAAGGAACAGCUGAAAUCAUCUCACACAUGCACUUCCUUCCCUACCAAAAUGGCAAAGUUCUGAGGAGGAAGAAGAGGAAGGAGCUGUGAGAAGAGUGGGUUUUCUGGUUGCACCCAGCCUUCCUCCCCCCCCCCCGGUUCCCCCCCCCCUUCUUCCAGAUUUCAUGUAAUGAGCAAGGGAAGGGAAGAAAAAUUACAGCUUGAUUGCCUCUCUUCAUCCACUUCACAUUUCCUCAAAGUAAAGUGACAGUAUUUAGCAACACUCAUAUUCUUAAAAGUUAUGUAAUUAUGUCUGUUGUUGUAACACUGUAAGGUAAGGGCAUGGGUGAAUUUACAGAAAACUGUUAGACUUAUUCUAUUCUUAUUGUUAUUGUUGUCCUGACAAAUACCUGCAGAAGUUUGAUUCAUGGUAUGUU